AUGAAAAAGAACGAACGAGCCAGGCAACCACAGAUCCGAUACGAUCCCGGAGCACAACAGAAGCACCUCAGGCGACAUCUUGAAUCUCUCGAACGAGAUAAUCAUCAGUCGCUUAAUGAUGUUGAAGGGUUGAUUAGUAUAGCUCUUGAUGCACAAGAAGAAGAAGGCAUCUCUUUACGAAAAACAAGGCACAAAAGUGGAAGAGCAAGUAUAUACUCUUCAAAAACAAAUCUGAAUGUGCUUUUGGAAGAUGCCCAUCUUGAGGACUUGUCUCCAGACGUGGCAUCCUAUAUUACAUGUAACGCAGAGCCAUCGCGAUAUCCCCCUCGUCAUUUUUGCUCAGUGUGUGGAUUUCCUAGUAACUAUAAAUGUACACGCUGUGGAAUGAAAUAUUGCUCAGUAAAAUGUUUGGGGAUACAUAAUGAAACAAGAUGCCUCAAAUGGACAGCCUAG
This is a messenger RNA of Phycomyces blakesleeanus NRRL 1555(-), 453 nucleotides long. RefSeq lists its product as hypothetical. Gene Ontology annotation, cellular component: Swr1 complex. The record is from RefSeq and is a predicted model, not a curated record. Bases 1 to 453 code for a protein of 150 amino acids. Gene Ontology annotation, biological process: chromatin remodeling. Gene Ontology annotation, molecular function: nucleosome binding. NCBI's taxonomy places the organism in Eukaryota, Fungi, Mucoromycota, Mucoromycetes, Mucorales, Phycomycetaceae. The transcript is spliced from 4 exons.